AUGGGACUCGUUUUGUGGGAAAUGAUAGAGCGAAGACAAAUAUUUUCCAAUUAUCCGGGUGGAUAUGAUUAUGCAAAUACAACGGAGAAUGAACUGUGUAAAGUUGAACGAUUUGAGUGCAUUGAGGAGUUUGCAUUGAUCAUCAAAAAGUGCACAAAGUUCAAUCUUACGUUUCGCCCAAAAGCCUCAGAGGUUUUAUUGGAGCUUGAAGUAUUGGAAAAGAGUUAUGGAAAGCUAGAUUUCCGAUUGACUCCAGAAAUGGAUUUGACUCAAACGAGGCUUUUGAAGCCAAUCGGAUUUAAUGGAUGUGUUGAAGCAAAGAUUUCUGAAGAGGAAUUCGCAGACGAUAAACUCUCAGGGGUUUUCUCUGCUAGACUCUCCUCGAUAAACGAUUGGGUGAUAGCUGGAUCAUCGGAGGGAAAAGACAUCGAGAGCGUCAAAACAGCAUCUUCUUCCAGUUUUCCAUAUAUCCGAGGUGCUUAUUUCACGAAUUGGUCUCAAUACAGAGAUGGACGGGCAAAAUUUACACUCGAUGACUAUCUACCAGGUCUUUGCACUCACAUAUUUUACGCCUUUGCUGUAUUUGGAAAUGAUUUCAAGUUGAAAGAAACCGAGCCCAACGAUUUGAAUUCGCCAGAUGGAUCUCUUGGACAAUACACCCUAAUGGCAAAAUUGAAAGAAAAGCAAGCAGGACUCAAGGUUUUAUUGUCAAUUGGUGGAGCCAAUUUUGGAACAAAACUAUUUGAGGAAAUGAGUUCGACAAGAGAGAAUCGAAAGAUUUUCAUUGAUUCAGCCAUUUCUUGGGUUCGUCGACAUUUAUUUGAUGGAAUUGACAUCUCAUGGCUGUACCCGAGAGAGCAAAAUUGCUUUGCUGAUUUGUUGAUGGAGCUAAGGGAAGAAAUCGACGUUGAAGCACAACAAAAUGGAGCAAAUGCCAAAUUGAUUCUAUCAGCUGCUGUUUCUCCGAUUCGACAUCGAAUGGCUGCUUAUAAUAUUCACAACAUGUCAAAAUGCCUCGACUUUGUCAAUCUGUUGACUUUUCACUACUGGCAUUCGGGUUGUAUAGAAACGACCGGAAUGAAUUCACCGCUUUACGAUCGACGGGGUCUUAAUUCUGAUCAAGCUGAAUGGAAUAUCAAUUGGGCAGCUCACGAAUGGUAUCGUCGGGGGUUUCCCAAAGAGAAAAUCGUCAUCGGUGACCCUACAAAAACCCUUCCCGGUUCUUUUGACAAUAAAGCGACUCCUCCGCAGCCGCACUCAAAAAUUAAUGGUUUUAUCGCCUAUCAUGAGCUUUGUGAUUUACUUGAAAAAGGCGGAGAAAAGAAUUGGCAUGAUGAGCACAAAGUGCCGUGGUUUGUCGAAAAUGGACGAUGGUGGAGCUAUGAGAGUCAGGAAUCGAUUAAAAUCAAGAUGGAUUUCAUCAAAACAAAGCAAUUUGGCGGUGCGGAAGGAACAAACGUGUUUCAAAAGGUCUACAUUUCCGAUGUGACACCAAUAAUAAGCGAAGGCCAUACAUUAGAAAUCAACGCUGAGUUUGGACUCGAAAAAUGCUUUCUCAAGACAAAACCAUGUCAACAAAGCUCCUCCGAAGUAUUCUUGAUGAAAAGUGAGCGCAUAAUUUUACCGAAUUUUACCGAAUCUACUCUUUGCCCUGCCCGUGAUACG
Molecule: messenger RNA, 1665 nt
Organism: Mesorhabditis belari
Lineage: Eukaryota; Metazoa; Nematoda; Chromadorea; Rhabditida; Rhabditidae
Source: the annotation of a GenBank genome assembly